CUUUACUAUUUCCCCCUCCCCCCCUCCAAUCUCUCUCUCUCUCCGCCUUCCCGUGUACGAAACCCUAGGAGGCGACACGCCGCCCAAAACCCCGCCGCGUCCGCCCACGGCGGCGCCCGAAUGGCCCCCGCCGCGGCGGACCCCGACGCCGAGGACCUCCCCGCGCGCAGAUCCGACGCCACCGACGUCGCCGGCAACUCGUGGGACCUCGCGGCGCUCUCCGCGCCCGCCGCCGCCGCGGCGCGGGGCGGCGGCGAGGUCUACAUCUACCGGAACACGUACAGCCUCGUGCCGCGCUCCAUCGGCGGGUUCCGCGGGAGGCUCAGGUCGCUCAAGUUCUUCGGCAACGUCGUGGAGGUGCUCCCGCCGGAGGCCGGGGAGCUGGACCAGCUCGAGAGCCUGCAGGUGAAGGUCUCCGCGCCUAGGGUCUCCGGGGCGCCGCUCCGCCGGAUGCAGGCUCUCAAGGAGCUCGAACUCUCUAUGGUGCCGCCCAGGCCGUCGGCGUGCUCCAUACUAGUCGAGGUCGCUGCUCUCAAGUGCCUCACCAAGUUAACAAUCUGCCAUUUCUCCAUUAGGUACCUCCCUCCUGAAAUUGGCUCCCUAAGGAAACUGCAAGAACUUGAUCUUUCAUUCAACAAGCUGAAGAACUUGCCUAACUGUAUAACUGAGUUGGGUGCCCUAAAGUUCCUCAAAGUGACUAAUAAUAAAUUGGUGGAUCUACCCUCAGCAAUCUCUUCUUUGAGAUGUCUUGAAAGCCUUGAUUUAUCAAACAACAGAUUGACUUCCCUUGGAUCUAUUAAACUUGUUUCUAUGCUUACGCUACAGUAUUUAAAUCUUCAGUUCAAUAGGAUCUCCAAUUCAUGUGUUAUUCCAGCAUGGGUAUGUUGUGACAUGCGGGGAAAUGGUGAAAACAAUGUGAAGCCUGCAAAACUAAAAGCUAUAGCUGUUGCAAACAACACUUCAACAGAAUCUAGAAGUACAAAGCACACUUGCAAUGGUCCACGCUUGUGCUCACAUCCAGAAGCUUCCUCAAAUUUAAAAGUUCCUCCCACACAGAAAAUAAAGAAGGGUUGGAAACGGCGGGAUUGCCUGCAACAGCAAGCUCGCCAAGAGCGUUUGGAAUCAAGCAGGAGCAAGCUCAAUGAAGAUUAUGUCGAUGAGAUGGCUGUGAACAUGACAGAAGAUGAGAGCCCUUUACAUGACAUGGAAAACAAGUCAGAGAUCAAAAGAAUUGACCGAGAAGCUUUAUUACAGGAUUUGUCAAAACAAGCAAGUUCUAUAUCUGAAGACUUGUCUUGUGUAGUUGAUGAUGACUCCUAUGGGCACAUUAAAGAUAGUGGCAUGAUGUUACAGGACCAUAAUGAAGAAGAAAAAACUGUAUUAAGUAAAACAAAUCAUGGUAACUGUUCUUGUAUCAGCACUAAUACUGAUAGUUUGAUCAGGAGCAAAAUUUGCAGUGUUGAAAAUGAAUUAGAGGAUACUGCAUCAUCCAUCCAUGGUGUUGUGGAGGUUGUUGAAGAGAACCCUUCAGAAACAUCUAAGCAUACAUGGAAAUCUAAAAGGCACCCUGAUAUGGACUGCAAUCCUAAACCUAGCAAAUGCCCUAGACCAUUCGAUGAAUGCGCAAAAGUAUCCUAUAAGUACAGUGUGGAAUCAUUUUGCAGCAUUGAUGACCAUCUACCAGAUGGCUUCUAUGAUGCAGGAAGAGAUAUGCCCUUCAUGCCAUUAGAGGAGUAUGAACGGAGUAUUGGACUAUAUGCACGCGAAGUUAUUCUCUUGGACAGGGAACAAGAUGAAGAGUUAGAUGCAAUUGCGUCGUCAGCACAGAUGUUAUUGUCUAAUUUGAAAAUGCCAAGCUGCUUCAUUACUGAUGAAGAUGCAGGCCAGGACUUACUAAGGGCAUCUGUGCUUGCUUUGUUUGUUUCUGACUGCUUUGGAGGUUGUGAUAGAAGUGCUUCUCUCAGUAGAACACGGAGAGCUAUUGUUAGCUUGAGAAAGGAGCAACCUUUUGUUUGCACUUGUUCUGCUGGAAGCAUAUGCGACAGCACUGAAGCAUCUAAGCAGAUCAAUAGUCUUUAUGGCCACUUUGAUUUUACUGGCCUGUGUGAUAAAUCAAUACAUGUCAUUAAAGAAAGGAGAAAUUCAGGAAUUGUACCAAUAGGAGCUCUGCAAUUCGGUGUUUGUAGGCACCGAGCUGUCCUAAUGAAGUACUUGUGCGAUCGGGCAGACCCUCCAAUUCCUUGUGAACUUGUGAGGGGGCAUCUUGACUACACACCUCAUGCUUGGAAUGUUGUUCCUGUAAGAAAAGGGAAUGCUUGGGUAAGGAUGAUCGUCGAUGCAUGCUACCCAACCAACAUAAAGGAAGAGAUAGACCCAGAAUACUUUUGCAGGUAUGUUCCACUCAGUCGGUUUCAGAUCGUAAUUGAUGAUCAGGGUUACACUCCACGGUCUCCCUUCCCUUCUGUUUCACUGUGCAAAGAAAUAGAAGCUACAGCUUCUAGUUCUGUCUACUACUGCAAAAUUGGUUCUGUAGAUGCAGCAGCAAAGGUACGAUAUCUGGACACUCGUUGUGCUUCGAGUGAUGAAGUUAAAAAUUUCGAAUAUAAGCUUCUUGCAGAAGUAAGAAUGCUGGGCGCCCUAAGGAAGCACCAAUCCAUUGUUGAAAUAUAUGGUCAUCAGCUUUCUUCUAAAUGGGUUCAAGCCGAUGAUGAUAAGGAAUACAAGAUAUUGCAGUCCAUAAUCAUGAUGGAGUACGUGAAAGGAGGGUCUCUGAAGGGUUAUUUGGCAAAAUUGCUGAAAGAGGGCAAGAAGCAUGUACCUAUUGACCUGGCAUUUUACAUUGCACGAGAAGUUGCUUCUGCAUUAUUGGAACUGCACAAAAAACUAGUUAUUCACCGGGACAUAAAAAGCGAAAAUGUUUUGGUUGAUCUGGAUUCAGAGAGAAGUGAUGACACACCUGUAGUCAAACUCUCUGAUUUUGACAGGGCAAUUCCUUUGCAUUCUCUCUCCCAUACAUGCUGUAUAGCUCACCUUGGGACAUAUCCUCCCAAUGUUUGUGUUGGUACACCAUGCUGGAUGGCUCCAGAGGUUCUUCGCGCCAUGAGAGACAAAAACCAGUAUGGACUGGAAGUUGAUAUCUGGUCAUUUGGUUGUUUUAUAUUGGAGAUGCUUACACUUCGGAUACCCUACCAGGGUCUACCUGAUUCAGAAAUAUAUGAUCUCAUAAUGCGGAAGAAGCAAAGACCAAGACUAACUCAAGAACUAGAAGCGUUCAUGACAUUAGACAAGCCAAUUACAAGGCUGGAGUUGGGUAUCACAUCUGAUGCUCAUGCAGAAAAACUAAGACUGCUGAUAGAUCUCUUCUACCGGUGCACUAAAGGAAUUGCAUCUGAGCGCCCGAAAGCUGAGGCGAUUUGCAAAUUGCUGUGCUCUCUACCAACAUGCUAUGACAUAAGGUGAAAGCGUGCUUGAAAUCAGGAACCUGUUGAUGAGAGAGUCAGCCGGAUCGGCCUGGGACAGGUCAAGUUAUUAUGCUGGGCGGUUUUAGCAGGUCAACAGAUCUGGCCAACCUUUGCUUGGUAUGAAGUUCUGACCAGCAUGACACCUCUUCUUCUUCGAGCGCUGGCAACGCAGAACACAAGAAAUCGAACCAAAGCCAGUGGCAGCAUUGUUCUCUGGAGUUCAUCCCGUGUCAAUUUUGUAGCAGCCAACCCCGUUACCCGCCUCCUGUUACAGCAGUGUUAACCUGACCAUGUGUUGAUUGUUGUGUCAUUUUAUUUUUUAUUUUCAUUGUUGCCAUUACUGCGUCAUGGCGUUAAGUUAUUAAUUUAGGCCAUCCAGAACCCCGUUGCGUCCUGAUGCAUAUGCCCAUUCUGUACUUGUAUCUGUAUCUGCAUCUGUAUGUACAAGUGUCGGCCCAUCCCUAAUCCAUGUAACCCUGUAAUGUUGAGUCAUGUAACAAAACUGAUAAUCUGAGGUUAUUUAUCAGGAGGGGCUGUUUUUUUUUUGUUUCCAUAUCUACAUGGCAAUUUAUCUUUUGUUCAACACUCGGCAUGCACUGUGUAUGAGUAUCCCUCCCUGUAUUAUCAGUUUGUUCUAUUUUCUCUACCUGUAUCAAUGGAAUUCAUUGUGUGAACUUUUGUGUAAUAUAGAGGUGUUCUUAUAUUU
Oryza brachyantha (malo sina) is the source of this 4167-nucleotide messenger RNA. RefSeq lists its product as uncharacterized. Bases 121 to 3459 code for a protein of 1112 amino acids. Gene Ontology annotation, molecular function: protein serine/threonine kinase activity; protein binding; ATP binding. Gene Ontology annotation, biological process: peptidyl-serine phosphorylation; peptidyl-threonine phosphorylation. NCBI's taxonomy places the organism in Eukaryota, Viridiplantae, Streptophyta, Magnoliopsida, Poales, Poaceae. The record is from RefSeq and is a predicted model, not a curated record. The transcript is spliced from 10 exons.